Molecule: messenger RNA, 1666 nt
Organism: Macroventuria anomochaeta
Lineage: Eukaryota; Fungi; Ascomycota; Dothideomycetes; Pleosporales; Didymellaceae
Exons: 2
Coding region: 1-1650 (549 amino acids)
Source: RefSeq, a predicted model, not a curated record
AUGGGCAUUCCUGGACUUGCCAGACGCUCCGAGCCGUAUGCAGAAUGUCGUUCUGCUCAGCAACUGGAUGGAUACCACGCAAUUAUCGAUGGUCCUUCGCUUGCCUAUCAUGCUCACAAGUUGGCCCUCGCUGGCUCGCCGAGAGUUCCAUCAUAUGCAGACAUCAACACUGAAGCCAUCCGCUGGCUAAAUUCACUGGAGACUGCCAAUAUUAAGGUGUCUAAGAUCGUAUUCGACGGAGCCUUGCCCCCUUCGAAAAGAAACGAGCGGAUACAUCGGUUGGAGCAGAAUAACUCUAGAGUACGGAAUUAUCGAGUCCAGUACCCCACAUCAUCCUGUCCAGUACCAGCUUACCUUGGAUCGAUCCUGCAUGCAUUUCUGGCUCCGUCAUUGAGGGAAGCCUUACUCGAAACUCCAUUUGCGUCAAGAACCCGUAUCGAACCUGGAGAAGCAGAUGACUGGUGCGCCUUGCAUGCUAAGGACCAUGCUCGCUCGAUCAUCUUCACGAGCGACACAGACUUGCUUCUCUACAGUUAUCCUGCUGAAACACUGAUCGUCUUUUUCCAAGAUGCAGACGUUACAACAGGGGUCAAGUCAUAUUGCCCAGAGCAGAUACGCCAACGGCUGCAGUUGCAAAGUCUGGCUCAAUUUGCAUUUGCCAUGAGUCGAGAACCAUCACACACUUCGGACGACCUGACUCGCGACGCUCAGAACCUUGACUUGACGUCCGACACGUACCUUGAUUUCAGUGGGCGCUACGCCGGACGAACGACUGUCCCAAGUCACUUCUCAAAAGACAGCGGCUUACCCUUGCCGCUCCAGAGCCUAGAUGUCAGAACAUCCGAGUUCGUCCAUCAAGCCCUCGAUGGUUCGCCAGCACCACUAGUCUACCUACCGUUGCUGGUAGAAGAUCCUAAUCAAUCGUCUGCAUGGAGUUCAGGUCAGGACUACCGUAAGCUAGCAUAUUAUAUUCUUGCACCAAAGACUUCUACGGUCCACGAGUAUCGACGGAAAGCGCAAGGCAUUUCCGUGCAAGAGCUGGCCUUGCAUAACUUGGACGUCUCAACGUCAGACAUGAUGGCACACAUCAGUGGCGUAUCGAAGUGGGCAGGUGACAAGAACGUUGCAUCAGGACUGAUGUGGCCACUCUUUGCGCUGAGCAUUGUUCUCUUGGAUUCCAAGACAACACCUUCGGUACCCGUCGUUCUACACAUACUUAAUGGUGACUUUGAUAACUCGUGGGAAUUUAUUCACCUUACAGCUCGAUUGCAAGCGGUCCUGUACUCGCUUCGAAUGCUCCAGCAAGUGAUCACCGUCCACCAAGCCAUACAUGGAGCAAGUGGUACUGGCACUGAUGACAUUGCACUGCAAAUGGCCAAACAGCUGUCAAAUUUGUCCUCAAUAGCCGAUACAUUCACAGUUCCAGGGCAAUCAAGAAAGCUGCUAGCCGAGUACGAGCAACUGAAGAACAUGGUUGAAGAGAUAUAUACGGCUUCUGGUGUUGAGAUACCUAUUGAGCAUGUCUCCAACAAGAAGAAGAAAAAACAAUCACGAGAGGCCGAGCGAAAGAAAAAGAAACAGGAGCAGCGACAGCAGGCCAGACCGCAGACAUCAAAUGUAUUUUCGAUGCUCGACAGCAAGCAGACAUAGCCUCGCCAGACCGCCA